Hydra vulgaris (swiftwater hydra) is the source of this 423-nucleotide messenger RNA. RefSeq lists its product as uncharacterized. Lineage: Eukaryota; Metazoa; Cnidaria; Hydrozoa; Anthoathecata; Hydridae. The record is from RefSeq and is a predicted model, not a curated record.
UAAGAUGAAGAUUGCAGUUGUUUUCGCGCUUUUCCUUGCGAGUUUUGCUUAUUCAGCAUCAGUUGAAGAGGACGACUGUUUAUCAUUGUUCAGUAACGAGGUAUGCACAGGAUAUAAAAGUCUAGAAAAAGAUCUCGAAGUUGAAUAUGCUUACAAUGGGUACGAAGACGUCGACAUUUUAACUAACGUGCUCAAAAAGAAGUUAGAUUUUCUUAUUCAAAGAGGAAUAUUAAUGAAAAUUCCUUUAGUUGGAAACAAACUUCAUGACUUCGUAGCCAAAAACCAAGAUCUUGUCGCUAAUGUUCUUAAAAAAGGAGUUACGGUAUUUAUUCAAAAACUUGUACCAAAAAUCGUAUCAUUUGUCGGAUAAAGCAAAAUUUUGUAAAUUUUUCAUUGAAUAAAAAUUUAAACUUUGUUUGAAAA